AUGAGUUUUAUCAGUGACAAGGACUUUGAUGAACAAUUCGAUGAUCUCUCUGAUUCUGACAUCUUCCAGUCCUUUAACAAUAACCCCCCACCACUUGAACCACUUCAACAAAAACAGCAACAGCAACAGCAACAACGACAAAAACAACAACAACAACAUUCUCAAAGACAACUGAGAACCUUAUCUACUGUAAAAAAAAGUAAUGAUAUCCAGAAACAGACUUCCCAACCAAAUGAAUCGUCUUCUAGCGACACAUCGGUGACCCUUGCUGCCAUCCCAUCAGGCAAUGUCACCAGUUCUGAUCGCAACAAGCAGCUCGAAAAUGAAAUUGAAAGACUUAAGGCCCAGCUCCAGAAAGCAGAAGAUGAUCGCAACAUGGCACGCGGAAAAGUUACAAUUCUUGAAACAAAUCUUGCCCGCGUUUCCACAGACCACAAAACAAGACUAGAUAAUAUUCUUUAUGAACAUGAACUUCAACGUACUGCCCACCAGAAUGCUGUCCAGCAACUAAAGCAUGAGGUAGAGGUUGUUCAAAACGAAAGGGCACUCAUGCAAAAUGAUUUGACUAGUUUGCAAGCUCGCGUGCGCGCACUAUCUCAAAACGUGGCUGCAAAUAUCAACAGUCCAGUGAACCAGCAACAAAGAGGACAAGGAAUUGGAUCAGGCCCAGGAGGAUUCGGAGCCCCCAUGGGCCAUCAGGAAAUGCUAAUGACCCAAGGUUCACCGCUAGCUGCUGCGAAUGAACGUAGGCGUGGCAGAGGUGUUGGCAGUGAUCUUGCGCCUUCGUUCAGAGAUGGAUUUGCAAACAUCCAUGCGAAUGCAAAUGGUGGAGCUGCGUCGCCAAAGAAAAGACGAAUUGCACAGAACUUUUCAGACAAGGCAAUCGAGCUGCGGAAUCUUAUGUCGGAGCCUGAGCAACAGCUUCAGGAAGAUCAACUUGAGUUGGAACCAUCGGGUUCGCUACAACCACCACCUGUUUGGCAACACAUACAUCCCAAAGUUUCACAACAACAGCAGCAGCAACAACAACAACAGCAGCAGCAGCAGCAGCAACAACAACAGCAGCAGCAACAACAACAACAGCAGCAGCAGCAGCAGCAACAACAACAGCAGCAGCAGCAACAACAACAGCAGCAGCAGCAGCAGCAGCAGCAGCAGCAGCAGCAUCAAAAACAAAAACAACAGCUACAACCCCAACCACAACUACCCAAAAAACUAGAUACCCCACCUCCAUUUGUCACCGCUAAACUGAAGGCCCAGGAAACAGAAAUCUCCGGACUUCGUAAGCAACUUAUAGAGAAUACCGCCCAUGGUGAAGCCAAACAACAAACCGUGGAAUACAUUGAAAUGAUUCUUAACCAUACUGUUUUUGGCAACUUUUCUCCAUCCUGGGACAUUCUUAGCAAGUGGAGUAUGAAAAUUGAUAAUAACUUUCUCCCCAUUUCACGUAUCCUUCAAGCUGCGCUUUUUUCCGAUGAAACUGGAGACCCAUCUGCUUCAACACUCACACAAGUCGUGGACAGUUUUCUUGAGCGAUGUAAGGCAGUAAUAUUCAAGUGCAUUGACGACAAUCGUUACGGACCCAUUCCUAUCAUUUUUCAGCUUAUCAACUCUACCGUCAACUAUUUCCCCGAUGCUAUUCUUCUUGAACAUUCACUUACAUCCUUCAUCUGCUCCUUCAUUGAAACUCACGCACCUUACCUUAAAUCUCUUCCCAACUCUGACAAAAUUUCCAAGUGGACGUACGACCCCUUUAAGCUCCCAGACUUAUCAUACCUACACCCAGUUAACAUGGAUUCCCAAAUAUACCCUAACGACGCAUUCAAAGAAAUCAGCAUUGUUUACUCGCUUGACCUUCUUGAAAAUGUGUCAACUCAUGCCGGAGCUUUGUCUUCUGACGCUUACAAGGCUGUUUGGGGCAGCGUCCCUUAUAGUACCAUUUCCUUGCUACUUAGCAACAAAAUUACCUCCAACAUUCUUUUGAAAGUAGUGCUGGCAUUGCUUUCUUCAGUUUCUAAUAAUACCAUUGGCUCCAUCCGCCGUGAAGUGCUCACAAAUAACGUGCGCGCUGCAGAAGAAAGUGCAGCAGCAGCAGCAGCUACUGCGGCAGCUUCUGCAACUACUGCUGAUAAACGUGGUACCACUCCUGACUUUUCCCGAUCAACAACACCCUUGUCCAAUAGCAUUUUCGACCGAUCUAAUACCCCACAAGAACGCAACGAGCGUGAGCUUAUCUCUGCGCUAUCUGCACUUCUUGUUGACAACAUUAACGCGCGACACGUCCUUCUUUUUGCUGGUCUCGAAACCCUUUCCUCAACCAAACAAAACCCGUCACUCUUGAGCCACUCGUUCACUUACAUUUACUACAAUGACGUUUACAGUCUGGGGAAAACAACUGCAUGCACACUCACAACUUCAAGCAGUGGCACAAAUAGCCAACAGACAAGCAUAUCGUUCUCAGAACCACUCAGGUUUGCAUCGUUGUACAAGAGCCCUGAGCAGUACUACCACGAACUUGCUGGACUCAACACAGCAACAACGCUGGUUCUACGGCGUGCUGUUAUCAAAUUCUUUUUACUGUGCUCUGUUACUAAAUCGCCAACCGUCAUUGCGCACUCCCGGCACGCUAUGGUUGCAGUCAUCCAGUGCAUGGCCCGCCACCUCGACACCGUGUACCAAAGUGUGGAACCCGACACAGGUGCCGUUGCUCUCAUUGCCGACUGCGUUACCCUUCUGCACAGCUUAUGGGAUUCGCUUAUGCCACCACCACUGGCUCUCCCCCCAGCUAUGGCCGACUCGCAGUUUGCCGAAGCUCACCCAGUCUCCAAGAUUCUUGCUACUCUUCCGCAUGGUGUCAGCUAUGAGCUCGUGAUUGCAAUGUCCCGUAUCGGGUUCAGUGGCGAAGGCACGACCGGAAGCGAUGACGACAUGCACGAUGACGAAAAAGAUGAGGAUGAUCUCCGCGACUUGAUGCGCCCAUUAUUUUCUCCAGUAAUUGUUGAUAUGGCACGCCAGGUUCUCGAGUACAAUAUUACAAGUGACGAGGCUGAUUUUAUUUGCAUGCAACUGUCCAGCAUUUAG
Magnusiomyces paraingens is the source of this 3081-nucleotide messenger RNA. RefSeq lists its product as uncharacterized. NCBI's taxonomy places the organism in Eukaryota, Fungi, Ascomycota, Dipodascomycetes, Dipodascales, Dipodascaceae. The transcript is spliced from 2 exons. The record is from RefSeq and is a predicted model, not a curated record. Bases 1 to 3081 code for a protein of 1026 amino acids. Gene Ontology annotation, biological process: DNA damage checkpoint signaling.